CAGUCCCAGAACCAAUGACAGAACGAACCGCACUCCAAGAUCAACCAAUACCAGAAAAUCCAAAAAAGGUCGACAAACCUUGUCUCAGAUAGAGGCCAUAUCAACAGAUCUGACUACAGACCUCACAGCCGCGUUGAACGCAAACUCGCUUCCCCCUAAUUUCCCAACAAGCUCAUCCGAAAGCAAUAACAACAUACUUCCGGAAGUUUAA
Molecule: messenger RNA, 211 nt
Organism: Funneliformis caledonium
Lineage: Eukaryota; Fungi; Glomeromycota; Glomeromycetes; Glomerales; Glomeraceae
Source: the annotation of a GenBank genome assembly